CAUAGCUGCCUCACAUGGCAUCUGUUGCUCAUGCAGUCACUCUGGCUCAGACUUCUUAACUUUGGGACAUAAAAUCCGACCGAGCGAGUGGAGUUCCUGGUAUCCGCGCUGCUGAGAAAGCAGAGAUCAAGUUUUACGCGCAAGUUUGGACAGCAGACUCCAGCUGCAGAGCGCACCUAUUUUCAAGGGACCUAAAUAUGAAUGACACGGAUGUAAUCUGCAAUAACAACACCUCAUCCAACUUAAGCGAUCAGUCAUGUUUAUCUCCAACCGCCACGCCUUACAGUCCCAUCGACAUCACCACCUUUAUGCACAUUUUCCCCUCCAUCUACGGGAUCCUGUGCUCCGUCGGAGUCAUCGCCAACGCGCUGGUGAUCUACGCGGUGGCAGCUUGCAAGAAGAAGAUGGUGUCGGACAUCUACGUGCUGAACUUGGCCAUAGCUGACAUGCUGUUCCUGCUGGUGAUGCCCUUCAACAUCCACCAGCUGGUCAGAGACAGGCAGUGGGUGUUCGGAAACUUUAUGUGCAAAGCGGUGGUGGUGGUGGAUGUCAGCAACCAGUUCACCACCGUGGGGAUAGUGACAGUGCUGUGCAUUGAUAGGUACAUCGCUAUUGUGCAUCCCAGCUCAGAGAGGAGGACCGUGCAGUGGACCAUCGUAAUCAACAUGCUUGUGUGGCUGGGAAGCUUCCUCCUUACCGUCCCAGUCAUGAUUUACGCCACGGUGGUCCACAGGCUGCACAUGAAGGUGUGCAUGAUGAACCUGGACGGACCCGAGGACAUGUACUGGUACACUCUCUACCAGUCCAUCCUGGGCUUCAUUAUUCCCCUCAUCAUCAUCAGCACCUUCUACUCUCUCACCCUUUACCACGUGUUCAGCUCCAUCCGCCGCGUCAAGCGGAAGCAGUCGGUGUGGGCGAAGAGGGCCACCAAGAUGGUGCUGAUGGUCAUCGCCUUGUUCCUGAUCUGCUGGUCACCUUACCACGUCAUCCAGGUGAUCAACCUGAGCAACAACCCGCCCACCAUCGCCUUUGUCUACGCCUACAACAUCAGCAUCUGCCUCAGCUACUCGCACAGCUGCAUCAACCCUCUAAUGCUGCUCAUCUUUGCCCAGAAUUACCGCGAGCGCCUCUGCCGGCGGAACGUCCUGUACAGCUCGCAGCACUCGUCCAAAGCCACCGUGGUCAAAACCGACGGCUCCAGCACGACAAACGACCCGAACUACAGAGUCACCGUCAUCUAGUCAGAAUGAUGAGUGCUUGUAUCUGCAGCCUGACAAAAAAGAUGUACAGCUUUUUUAUAUUGUAAAUUAAUUUGCUAGAGAAAAAAAGAGGAAGAAGCCGCUGAAUAAAAGACGGCAAAGAAAAGCUCAGUAAUAUUUGGAUUAGUCAUUAGAAAGCACAUGCGCACACAUUGGGUCAGCUCAAGGACUGAAUUCCUCUGUGCAGCUUCACUGGUCAUUUCACCAGGACCAGUGUAGCGUCUUCAGCCUGAGCAGACAUGAUCUGCUGUAGGUAAUUUAAUAAAGAAGUCAUUCCAAGGGCUUAUGAUUUGUAACCAGUGGCCUCAAUAAUCCAGAGUUUACUGAUGCAAAGCAGAUAUGAGCUGUUCUGUUUGGAAACAGAGCCACUGAAGAAGUUUAUAUCCGGUUUGUCAGUGUUACAAAACUUUAGAGCUCAGAAAGACAAUUAAGUUUGAUCAAAAUUGGGUCCGGCUGACUGCAUCCCAAACCCAUAAAAGGUACUUCCUGUCUUUGUUUGGAUCCUUUCAUUUUGCUAACA
This is a messenger RNA of Cyprinodon variegatus (sheepshead minnow), 1779 nucleotides long. RefSeq names its product melanin-concentrating hormone receptor 2-like (gene mchr2b). Gene Ontology annotation, biological process: neuropeptide signaling pathway. The transcript is spliced from 2 exons. Gene Ontology annotation, molecular function: G protein-coupled receptor activity; neuropeptide binding. NCBI's taxonomy places the organism in Eukaryota, Metazoa, Chordata, Actinopteri, Cyprinodontiformes, Cyprinodontidae. Gene Ontology annotation, cellular component: membrane; neuron projection. Bases 198 to 1241 code for a protein of 347 amino acids. The record is from RefSeq and is a predicted model, not a curated record.